Molecule: messenger RNA, 1644 nt
Organism: Xenopus laevis (African clawed frog)
Lineage: Eukaryota; Metazoa; Chordata; Amphibia; Anura; Pipidae
Gene: clec11a.S
Product: C-type lectin domain family 11 member A
Exons: 4
Coding region: 239-1306 (355 amino acids)
Source: RefSeq, a predicted model, not a curated record
UCCCCCUGCCAAGUCUGCUGUUUUUUUGGCCUUUCCAUCCCCUCUCUGGCUGCAUAACAGCAGACGCUUGGAAAAAAAAACACUGACAUUUCCUGUAUUUUAGUAAGUACUCAUGUGAGCAAAUCUACUGAGAGAACAAAGGCGCAGAACUUCUGAGGAGCAGAGGGGAGACAGACAAAACCUUUCCAUGUAAGGCGCUCCUUGAAUUUUUGGAUUACAUUUUUUGGAUUUGUCCAUCAUGGACCUUCUCUGUUAUGAGAAAAUGCUCUUGGAAAGAUUGUUACUGGGUGCAUUGUGCAUGAGCCUAAUCCCCAGCAUCCUGGCGCAAGAGGAGACAGCAGCAAAACCACUUGGACUGGGGAACAUUACAGAAUCGGUGGUUAUCAUUGAGAAACGAGGGGACACGCCAGAUGUCAUUAUAGAUACAUAUCUGCGAAAGAUCUUUUUCGGAAAUGAAGAGGUAACUGUUCCACCACCAGAUAGCCCUCAUAUACUGCCCAACACUGAUGCUCCCCAAAACCAUGAUGUUAAAAGAGUUUUUAUUUUACAAAAUGGAAAGCAUAUUGAGCAAGAUAUAGAGAAAGAAGAAGAAGCAGAAGAAGAAGAGGAUGAGAUAGGAGAAAAUGAAAAAGAAGAUGAUAAACUGGAAGACAGUGUCCCAACAAUUGCAUCUCAGCCAUCAACAACUGCUCAUCUGGAUGAUAAUUUUAAUUAUUUCAUGUCCCGACUAAGUGCCAUAGAGUCUGCAAUCCAUCGUCUUAAUGUCCAGUUCUUUGGCCUUAACGUCAAGGUGAACCAGAUGUCACAAAGCCUUUCAACUAUACGGACGAAACUGGUCGAUGUAGAAGACAACAUUGCAACUGUUUCUGAACUGAAUUUAAGGAACCAGAGACAAAUUGGACAGAUUGAAGGUUGUUUUAAAGGGAGGAGACUCUUAAGAAAGUGUUAUCUUAUUUUUCAACACUUUGAAAAUUAUGAAACAGCCCAAAAGCUUUGCCACAGUCGUGGGGGCAACCUGGCCAUGCCGAUCGAUGAGCAGGAGUAUGCCGCUCUGGCAAAAUAUAUCCACGAUUCAUUCUUUCCUUUCAACUGGCAUAUAUGGAUUGGAAUUAAUGAUCUGCACACAGAAGGAAUGUACCAAUAUGAAAAUGGCCAUCGCGUUUCAUUCUUCAACUGGUACAAAGAUCAGAUGAUCGUACAGCCCAACGGAAGGACCCUGGAGAACUGUGUUUCUGUCACAUCCAUUGACGGCAAGUGGUGGGAUCAUGACUGCUCUCGGAGAAUGUUCUAUGUCUGCGAGUAUUAAAUAGCAUAUGUACCCAUAAUUCUAAGUGUGGAGGGGGAUCACUUUAUUAAAACACAAUGGCAUAGUGACAUCUUUGUACGUCUUGAUAUAAGUUAGGGCCGCCAUACUGCUUCUUCUGACAAGACACAAUAUAAUAUCAUGUACAGUAUAUACUGUAGACUAAUGAAAAAGUGCACUAUGUGGCCAAAUAUGGUGAAAUGAGUAUGUGACUUUUCGACUUUCACAGCAUAAGACAAUAAGAGAGAAAGAUGGUGCUUUGCUCAAUAUGUUUAAUACAAAUGAUUAAUUAGUGUAAGUGCUAACUAACUGUAAUAAAUAUGAAGUCAUUUUUAAUUGCA